UGAUUACCAUCCGUUGUCACCGAUCCCGGAUUGACUACGCUCCUGCAAGGUACGGACAUUCUGCCGCGUCGUCUUGCAUGGUGCUUCACCACCAGAUACGCCAUUGUUUACCUCUCAAGCUCCGAGCUCUCCGUCUCCGACUACUUGAACUCGACAUCGCCCACCGUUGACUUCCAUUCAUCCCGUACCAUCUCACUUCAAUCACAUUCAUCAAUCAUGACCCGCUCUCACAAGUUCACUGACCGCGAUCACGCCGGCAUUGCCGAUGGCACUGCUGAGCGUGAAUCGAAGCUUCCACGUUACUUUGCCAAAACUGGUCACGCUGACGCCGACCCACAAAAGACUAAGAAGGACGGCGGCGGAAAGGGAAACUGGGGCCGCGAGGGCGACGAAGUCGAAGAUAUGCGUUACAACCUCACCAACGCCCGUCGUCGAAGCAACUCGUUGACCUUCCAGAUGAAGGACUUCAAGACCAAGUUCGAGACCAUCGAGCCCGAGCCCGUCUUUGAAGAGGAGAUUCACGGUGCCUUUGGCGAAGAACUCGAGAAGCAGAGCACCACGUCCACCGACAAGAGUGUCGAGGACGAGGACACCACCAACAAGAAGUUCUAAACACCUUAUGUUGACCAAGAGGGAAGCUUGAAGGACAUGACACAUCGUCUUCGGUAUGGCUGCUAGUUGACUGGCUAGUUGACUGGUGGGAAGCCUCUGCUGGACAUGAUCUGUCGGGUGGAAGACUUGUCGCUCAAUUUUCGACUAAGCGUUUCCGCUCUAUGUACAACAUUCUCUCUGGAGCCCUCGUUGCCUAUAAUUAUGGUAGCUGUAGGAAGAUGCCCUUGGCCGAGGCUUAGUAUCGCCGGCGUUUUCUUUGCUUAUUUACAGGGAUCUGCAACGGACAUGAGUAACGAUCAAACCAUGUAAAAUGACAAACCAAUACUAUCAUACAUAUCAAAGAACCAUACUUCUUUUAUCGAGAAGGCACAAACAUU
Dothidotthia symphoricarpi CBS 119687 is the source of this 989-nucleotide messenger RNA. RefSeq lists its product as uncharacterized. The transcript has 4 exons. The coding region runs from base 217 to 612 and encodes 131 amino acids. The record is from RefSeq and is a predicted model, not a curated record. NCBI's taxonomy places the organism in Eukaryota, Fungi, Ascomycota, Dothideomycetes, Pleosporales, Dothidotthiaceae.